AUGGUCCACGCCGUCAAUACGACCAUGCCGUCAACGACUGUCGCCUCAUCAGAGUCUCGCCCCCGCAAGGGCAUCUUCCCAGAGAUCCCGGUGUCGUCAACUUCACAUCCUGACAAUCCAAUCCCCGAGGAGCCGCGUGGUGUGCGGUCACUUUCCGUCACUGACACCACCUUCAAUGGCUCAUCCACUUCUCGAGAAACCGACUCGGUCGGCUCUAACUCCUCCGACUCCCCAAUUACUCCGCCGAGUGACACACGGUCCGAAGAAGACCUCACUUACAAGCCUAAUGGCCGCCAGCGCCGGGCUUCGACCAUUCUGAUCUCCCAAAACGCCGAGGACAUGCGACGGGUCUUGGAGAACGUGGGCACAAGCGGUACACAAAAAAUCCAGUCCAUGUGUUGCGGGGGAGGAUGUUGCCGCGGUCGACCCUUGCAGCUACUGGACGGGCCCAUCUCCGGUUUCAAUUCGAUCACAGCACCUGAGAACAAAGCUUUCGCCAGUCUGGAGUUGAACUUAGACCUACUCACGUUGGACAGCCCUCUCUCCAACAUUGCCCCGCUGCCAGAGAAGACUGUUUCGUUCAAGCCGGCCCCUGCAUCCGCUACCGAUAUUCCUCUUGGCCCCGCGGAUCACCCGCCGCAAUUUGUACAACCACAUCCCCCUUACGAGGUGUAUCGAGCUCCGCUCCAUCAUGCCCGGGAGUUGACCAAGGGUGGUGCGGAGAAGCGUACAUAUCACUUCGACAUUGAUGUUACCGAUUACCCCGCCGAGAGUGGGAUGGUGGAUUUCGUCGUCGGUGGGGCCAUUGGCGUCUGCCCCAAGAACAAGGAUGAGGAGGUGGAGGACAUUCUCAAUCUGCUGGGUAUUCCCAGGUCAAUGCGCGAUAGAAAGGUGUGCAUGUGGACGACCAAUGGUCGCUGGCCGACUAUCUGGGGCGACGAAAAGCCCCGCGAGCUGAUCACUACCCGGCGCGAGGUUCUUAGCUGGUGCUCGGAUAUUCAAAGCUAUCCACCAACUAAACCUCUCUUUCGCCUCCUGGCCGAGUACACGACCGAGCAGAACGAGAAGAAGAUUCUCGAGUAUCUGUCCUCGGCCCAGGGCCAAGGCGCAUUCUGCGAUCUUCGCACCACCUCACACAUCAGCUUGUCCCAGCUCCUACACGCUUUCCCCUCCUCUCGACCUCCUCUCGAUCAUCUCCUCUCGGUACUGAAUACUCUUAUGCCACGCUUUUAUUCUCUCUCCCAGGACCCCAUGAUUUCGUGCCACUUCAAGGGCACCGAGUGCCGCCGCUUGAUUGAGGUUGCCGUCACCGUCGCUGAAUCCCAAGAUUGGCGCGGCGGCAACCGCACCGGAGUGAGCUCCGGCUAUCUAGAGCGACUUGCGCAGCGCGCAAUCCAGGCGGAAGCCGCUGGUGAGAAACAUGACCUCUACAUCCCCAUGUUCCGCGGUUUGAUGGCGAAUCCUCUGGCGAAGCGCUUCGCCUCGGAUGGGCCUAUGCUUCUGAUCGGAGCCGGGGUCGGCAUUGCCCCAUUCCGCGGGUUCGUCCAGCGCCGGCUGCAGUCGGCCAACUGUGCCAACAAAGUCUGGGUACUUCAGGGUGUGCGUGACUCCCUACUUGAUGAGUUGUACAGUGGUGAAUGGGGUGUGCACGAGGACAAAGUUCGCACUGUGGUGCAAAGUCGCCGUGGCGAGAGCCGUUAUGUCCAGGAGGAAGUGCGCCAUCAGGCAGAUUUGGUCUGGUACGUAAUCAAUGCGCUGGAUGGUCGUGUGUUUGUCUGCGGCAGUGGCAAGGGCAUGGGCGAAGGGGUAGAGGCCGCUCUUGUCGAGGUUGCCAUGGCGAAGGGCAACUUGAAUGCUAAGGAGGCAGAGCUGUUUUGGCAGCGCAAGAAAGAGGCGGGUCAAUAUAUUGCGGAAACUUGGUAA
Messenger RNA from Penicillium cataractarum, 1923 nucleotides. RefSeq names its product FAD binding domain protein. Gene Ontology annotation, cellular component: cytosol. The coding region runs from base 1 to 1923 and encodes 640 amino acids. Gene Ontology annotation, molecular function: FMN binding; [methionine synthase] reductase (NADPH) activity; flavin adenine dinucleotide binding. Gene Ontology annotation, biological process: homocysteine metabolic process. The record is from RefSeq and is a predicted model, not a curated record. NCBI's taxonomy places the organism in Eukaryota, Fungi, Ascomycota, Eurotiomycetes, Eurotiales, Aspergillaceae. The transcript is spliced from 3 exons.